GGGAACCCCCUAAAGAUAGUGAGCAGCUAACAGAGUGGAAUAUGGAGGAUGAGGAGGUCGCCGAGAGCUGGGAGGAAGCCGCGGACAGUGGGGAAAUGGAGAGACGGUUAGAGGAGAAGCUACAGAUCAGUCAAAAAAAGAGACUUUCGAGUGGGAGUUCAGGUAGAUUACCAUUAAAGACAGCUAUCGUGAUUCAGGAUGACUCACUUCCAGCAGCGCCCCCUCCACAAAUCCGCAUUUUAAAGCGACCCACCAGCAAUGGUUCCUUGGGGCCAUCUAAAGCGCAGAACCGGCCCUCACCGCAAGUGAAGUCCUUAGCUCAGAGAGAAGCUGAAUAUGCAGAAGCCAGAAAAAGGAUCCUUGGCAGCGCGGAUGACACACCUCAGGAGAGACCCACCUCAGACAGGUCACCACGUGCAGGUAGCCAUACUCCGUCAGAAGAUAUGAGAUCUAACGACCAUGUUGUUCGGCAGCCAGCAGGUCCUGAUGGUACACAAGGCUUUCGCCAGCGCAGAUAGUAAUAAUGAAGGCCUGGGAAGAGUGCGCCUUUUUGUCCAGCUCCCAAUAUAAAGUUCAAAUUGCUAUUUUUUAAUCAAUAUUUAAAAUAAGGGAUAUUUAUGAAAUGAAAACCUUGUUUGCUCAUCAGGGCUCCUGAAUCACUGCAGAGUUUAAAAGGGGAUGAGCAGAGGGGGCUUUUUUUUGCCCCUUUACACUGUGAUGAGGACUUGAAGACACUGCUCACUGUGCUCCCCUAAACAAACUGCAAACGGUUUCCCUUAUUACUCCUUACUGUGACUGGUGACCUGUCUGCCAAUAGACAGCUCAUGGUUUCAAGAUAUCUGAAGAGCAGUUGUGACCCUCUCGUGACUUGAAGACGACUGGAGCAGAGAACGAUGCUAGUUACGAUGAAAUGAGAGUCAGUGAUAGAAAUGUAAAGAAAAUGGCAAAGGUCACCAGCUUUUAGCAAUAAUAUUGAGGAUAUUUUUGUUUCUUGUUUUUUUUAUCUUUUUUUUGCAUACUGCUCUUCCCAAGCUUUUGUAUUUGUCUUUUUGGUUUAUUUUAUUUUAACUUUGGCUAUUUAUGGCCCAGUCUGCUAAAUGCCAUCCAUUUUUAAUUGGGAAGUGAAUGGUGAGGGUUCUGUUUAAACAAGCCUUUUAAGUUUUGUUGUUUACAGUUAUUUUUUUAAUCGUGGGUCUUCCUUUGACUGUCCUGGUUUUUACAGAGGGAAUCAUGAUUUAGUACACACUCAAUCAAGUUGUUUUAUUUGAACUGUAAGAGUGGGAAUAUAACUUCUGUGUCAUUUAAAAUCACAUGUAUGACUCCUUUAAAUGCUUGUGGUGCUGGAAAGUAAAGGAGACAUGCAAGAGAAAGAGAAUAUCACUGGGUCCUCUGGAAUCUCUUAUCUCUUUUUAUCUGCUGUUGACAUUUUUCAUGGCUGAAGUAGGAACUCAGGUUGCUGAGGAAAUCAUAAGACAAUAAAAUAUCCAUUUGUUUUUAAUUAAGUGGUGGUGCAAUAGCUUUUGGCGAAUGCAGAUAAGAUCAUCUGUGAGUUGUCACCUUAAACUGGAGGCAUAAGUGUUGCGUCUCUGGCUCUUGCUUCACAAUGUUGACAGAAAUCCACAAUGCCAGACUGCAUGUCUUUGCUUUCUUACCUGUUUCACAUUGAAUGCUGCAAUUGUGCUGCUUCAAUUCAGCCUUUAAAAGUCAAUGUGUGUCUUUAUAAAAGCUAUAGAUGUGAUCUCUCAUCCAGUGUGCAACCAGUUCUCCUAUUUAGUAUUACUAUUAUUAACAGUCUGACAGCCUUCAAUGUUUUUGCUUGGUUUAGUUGCUUGGAAAAUGUAAUUAAUUAGGUUUAAGUAAACAAAGGUAGUGUAGUUGAACCCAGUGCCUGAAGUGCUAUUAGUUAAUGUAGAAAUCUAACCAGAUAUAAGUACUAGAAUGAAUAAAAUGAAUACUUCAGUGAACACAGUAAACUGAAAUUUUAUAAUUAUCAAACACAAAAUAGAAAUCUUUUAAAAGGACGCUCUGGUCUGAUAUCAUGUAUCAAUAUUGGGGUCAAUACUUGUUUAACUUGCUGGACCUGUAUGGAAUCUAAUUUGGCUGGCAGUACUGAUUUUUCACAUUAACACUACAGUUUGCACUGGUCAUUAAUUUUAUUUACAGCCAGACUGACCAAAGGCUAGAUUUUUAUACGUUUUUUUAGUAUAUUAUAUUUUUGUAGAAUAAAGCAACACGUGAAAUACACAAGCUUGUUCAUACUGCUUAUUGGUUGCAACAGUAUUGUUAUUGAACAGGCAAAAUGGUACUCUUUUUUAAAUUGAGAAAAAAAAAACAGUGACCACAUAAUCUAAGUGCUAAAUUUAAAGAUGGAACUGGCUUUUUAUAUAUUAUAUAUAAUUAUGUUACCGCAGUGAUUUACACCUUAAAAUAGUUCCAACUGAUUCAAACUGAUUUAUUGGUGCCAAAAUGGUGUAGCUACUAACAUCCCCACAUUGCAACAUGGGAUGGAUUACUGUAUGCACCGAGUUUUCUUGAGGAACUCAAUUUUGUGUUGGUAGGUCAUGCCCUGUGGUAGAGUAGCGGUAGAGUAGGGUCACGCGACAUUCCUGCUGUGUGCCCAUCGAUUCCAGUUAAUACAGACCCCACAACAACCUUGACCAGGAUGAAUGUUUAGCUUUUAGGAUUUUUGUUUAUUUAAGUUAUAAAACCAUAGCACAUUGUUAUUCGAAACAUUGAACAUGGAAUACAAAUUGUUUUAAUGUUUCCCACUAUUAAAUUUGCUGUUUAUUUAGACUGACAUUCAUGUCAGGAUGUCUGUCCUGGACUAGUAUUGCUGUUAGCUUUAAGGGUGUGAUACCAGGAUCAGCUUGAGAGGUAGUACACAGUAAUCUACUCACAGCAGCACUAAUGGUGAACAGUUGCUGUUUAACAACUUAACUCAAGUGCUGUAAAAAUGUCAAUUAGCCAGUGUGCAUACGUUUGGUCUAAUUCCAUCAUAUGUUAAGUUUUAAAAUAAAAAUAAUCGACAGUGAGAUUUAUGGAUGUGGUGAGGUUAUUUAUGCAAGUGGUUGGUGUGACUGGAGGAUGUUCAGGAUGGCUCGGCGACCGUGUUAUUUGCCUAAAUUAAAGGUACAUUUAAUUUUUAUCUUUUGCAAUGUGUUAAAUGCAGCAAAAGGUUUUUUUCAUGUCAUCAUGUCAACUGUUAGUGGAAUCUGCUUGACAGGUGAUAAAAAUCAGAUGUUAUGCAAAAUCUCAUUGUCCUCAGCAUUUAAGCCACCAAUAUGUCCAACACUUACUCAUUAAAUGUGGUCAGAGACCAGCCACAAUUUACACUAACCAAGCCAAAGCUAGCAUGUCCAUGUAGUGUCUGAACAGGUUAUCACAUUCUAUAGAAAAAGUUUUCUAGUAGUCUUUCAUUUUAAAAUGUACCGCUUGAAUGUUGCACUGGGCAAAAUCAAUCCUCACCUGCAUCUGAUGUGAAACAGGUCGCUGUGUAGUACAUAAAAUGUUCAUAAAUUCCCAGAUGCCAUGGGAAUAUACCCUUUAAUCUUCACAAAGCUCUGUUUAUAUUGUUAAGUUUAAAAAAAGAUUUUUGACAAACUGUGUAAAUACUUUACAAAAUGCCCAUUUAAUAAAGACUUUUUGAAAGUAAUACAACUUUAAAGCUUUACUUUUAUAUGUUUAGAAAUGUUAAAGCUAUGACUUUUGCAGAAAUGAUUACGAAUAAAGUGCUUUAAUCACAUUAAAA
Messenger RNA from Trichomycterus rosablanca, 3748 nucleotides. RefSeq names its product SUZ RNA binding domain containing 1 (gene szrd1). NCBI's taxonomy places the organism in Eukaryota, Metazoa, Chordata, Actinopteri, Siluriformes, Trichomycteridae. Bases 42 to 518 code for a protein of 158 amino acids. The record is from RefSeq and is a predicted model, not a curated record. The transcript has 4 exons.